UGAUUCUUCAUUGUGAAUGAAUUCUACUUUUUGGAACUCCAAAUACGAGAAACAGAGCGAGAGAGAGCGUACAUUAAUAGUAAUACCAAAACUCCGCCCUCUCCGAUUCACCGUUAAGAGAGGUCAAGGAAGGAAAUGGACUCGCCCUCGACGACGCGGAACGCGUCGCGAUCGUCGAUGAUUGAAUCGAUUCGUGCGUGUGGCCUGACGGGAACAAGAAUCGAUAAGGAGGAACUCAGGCGGAAGAUGUCCAUGCCGCUUUACCUUCGCUCAGCCAUCCGCGAUGCUAUUCGUCUCAAGGACGCAGUCGCCGCCGCCGAGACUCACUAUAAAGGCGCCGAUGGAGGCGCUGGAUUGAUCCAGGACUACACUGCCCCCGAGGGCCCUAUGGUUGUUUUCAUUAAUCCCCGGAGCGGUGGUCGCCACGGACCUGUCCUCAAGGAGCGCCUCCAGCAAUUAAUGGGAGAAGAACAGGUUUUUGACCUACAAGAUGUGAAGCCUCAUGAAUUCGUCCUGUAUGGACUGCCCUGCCUAGAUAAGUUGGCCAAUCUUGGCGACCAUUGCGCCAAAGAAACUCGUGAAAAGCUCCGGGUUGUGGUUGCAGGAGGUGAUGGUACAGUUGGUUGGGUGCUUGGAUGCCUUGGAACACUCAACAAGCAGGGUCGAGAGUCCGUCCCUCCAGUAGCAAUUAUUCCACUUGGUACAGGCAACGACCUGGCUCGGAGUUUUGGCUGGGGUGGUUCAUUUCCUUUUGCCUGGAAAUCAGCUGUCAAAAGGAGUCUUCACAGGGCUAUCACAGGUCCAGUUGCUCGUCUAGAUAGCUGGCAUAUUCUGAUCUCAAUGCCAUCUGGAGAAGUUGUGGACCUACCCCAUUCUUUGAAAGCUACAGAAGAGUAUUCACUUGAUCAGGGUCUAGAAAUUGAGGGGGCAUUGCCUGACAAAAUGAAUGGCUAUGAUGGAGUAUUCUACAAUUACUUUAGCAUAGGGAUGGAUGCUCAAGUUGCAUAUGGCUUCCAUCAUUUACGCAAUGAAAAACCUUACCUUGCGCAAGGCCCAAUAUCAAAUAAGAUAAUAUACUCUGGUUACAGUUGCACUCAGGGUUGGUUCCUCACACCUUGCAUAAGUGAGCCAAGUUUAAGGGGACUUAAGAACAUCCUGAGGAUGCAUGUAAAAAAGGUUAACUGCUCGCAAUGGGAGCAGGUCCCAGUCCCUAAAAGUGUGAGGGCGAUUGUUGUUUUAAAUCUCCAUAGCUAUGGAAGUGGGAGAAAUCCAUGGGGUAGUCCGAAGCCACGGUAUUUGGAAAAGAGAGGCUUUGUUGAGGCCCAUGCUGACGAUGGUCUUUUGGAAAUCUUUGGCUUAAAGCAAGGUUGGCAUGCAUCAUUUGUUAUGGUUGAGCUUAUCUCUGCCAAGCACAUUGCUCAGGCUGCCGCAAUUCGAUUAGAAUUUAGGGGUGGGGAAUGGAAAGAUGCCUAUAUGCAGAUGGACGGAGAACCAUGGAAGCAACCCAUGAACAAGGACUACUCAACAUUUGUAGAAAUUAAGAAAGUACCUUUUCACUCACUCAUGGUAAAUGGAGAAUAGUUCUGCUUUCCUUUUGCCCUAGCCAUAACCUUGAGUUUUGAUUUUUUUUAAUGGCUUAUUCCUCCCAGAGGGCUUGUAAAUUUAUACAGUCAAGUUAUUAGGUAAAUGCAUAUUUUGUUGUAUCAAAAUCCUUAUUGGUCAAGUUAUUAGGUAAUCUGCUUUUCUGUUGUGGUUGUUAAGAAGACUUUGCUUACGGUGAUUUAAUGGAUUUCUCAGCCGUCUGAACCAA
Molecule: messenger RNA, 1810 nt
Organism: Tripterygium wilfordii
Lineage: Eukaryota; Viridiplantae; Streptophyta; Magnoliopsida; Celastrales; Celastraceae
Product: diacylglycerol kinase 7
Exons: 12
Coding region: 136-1581 (481 amino acids)
Molecular function (GO): ATP-dependent diacylglycerol kinase activity
Source: RefSeq, a predicted model, not a curated record